Molecule: messenger RNA, 2867 nt
Organism: Trichomycterus rosablanca
Lineage: Eukaryota; Metazoa; Chordata; Actinopteri; Siluriformes; Trichomycteridae
Gene: usp22
Product: ubiquitin specific peptidase 22
Exons: 13
Coding region: 147-1670 (507 amino acids)
Biological process (GO): protein deubiquitination
Molecular function (GO): zinc ion binding; cysteine-type deubiquitinase activity
Source: RefSeq, a predicted model, not a curated record
UCGGCUCGGUUCGGAUCUGUUCGGCUCGGAUCUGUUCGGCUCGACUCGGCUCUGUUCGGCUCGACUCGGCUCUGCUCGGCUCGGUUCGGCUCGGCUCGGUUAAGAUAGCAGAUUAGACACCGCGUUUCGGAUGUGAUUUGACUGUCAUGAGUCCGGCCGGCUGCUCCCACGUGAACGGCUUCAAGGUGGAAAACUGGAAGCAGAACCUGCGCGUUAUUUACCAGUGCUUUGUGUGGAGCGGCUCGGCCGAAACCAGGAAACGCAAGGCGAAGUCAUGUAUAUGUCACAUGUGCGGGGCGCAUCUAAACCGGCUCCACUCGUGUCUCCACUGCGUCUUCUUCGGCUGCUUCACCAAGAAACACAUCCAUGAGCACGCCAAAACCAAACGACACAAUUUAGCUAUAGAUCUUCUGUACGGCGGUAUUUACUGCUUCGUGUGCCAAGACUACAUUUACGAUAAAGACAUGGAACAGAUCGCCAAAGAAGAACAAAGGAAAGCCUGGAAACUACAAGGUAUCGGGGAGAAAUAUUCCACGUGGGAACCUACCAAGCGAGAACUGGAGCUGCUCCGACACAACCCCAAGCGACGGAAGAUCACCGCCAACUGCACCAUAGGUCUGAGGGGUCUGAUAAACCUGGGCAACACGUGCUUCAUGAACUGCAUCGUCCAGGCUCUGACCCACACCCCGCUGCUGAGGGACUUCUUCCUGUCCGACAGACACAAGUGUGAGAUGCAGGCCAACUCCUGCCUGGUGUGUGAGAUGUCCCAGCUCUUUCAGGAGUUCUACUCGGGGCAUCGAUCCCCCCACAUUCCCUUCCGGCUGCUGCACCUGGUGUGGACGCACGCGCGUCACCUGGCCGGCUACGAGCAGCAGGACGCGCACGAGUUCCUCAUCGCCGCGCUGGACGUGCUGCAUCGCCACUGCAAAGGUGACGACAACGGGAAGAAGGCCAACAACCCGAACCACUGCAACUGCAUCAUCGACCAAAUCUUCACCGGGGGCCUGCAGUCCGACGUCACCUGUCAGGUCUGCCAUGGUGUUUCCACGACGAUAGACCCUUUUUGGGACAUCAGUCUGGACCUGCCCGGUUCGUCCACGCCGUUCUGGCCGCUCAGUCCGGGCUCUGAUGGGGGCAUGGUGAACGGGGAGAGCCACCCGAGCGGAGCCACCACGCUGACCGACUGUUUACGCAGAUUUACACGCCCGGAGCACCUCGGGAGCAGCGCCAAGAUAAAAUGCAGCGGUUGCCAUAGUUACCAGGAGUCCACCAAGCAGCUGACGAUGAAGAGGCUCCCGAUCGUGGCGUGUUUCCACCUCAAACGGUUCGAGCAUUCGGCAAAGCUUCGGAGGAAGAUCACCACCUACGUGUCGUUUCCUUUAGAGCUGGACAUGACUCCCUUCAUGGCCUCCAGUAAAGAGAGUCGGAUGAACGGUCAGUACCAGCAGCCGGUGGACUCGUUAAACAACGACAACAAGUAUUCUCUGUUUGCGGUUGUGAAUCACCAGGGCACACUGGAGAGCGGUCACUACACCACUUUUAUUCGCCAGCACAAGGACCAAUGGUUUAAGUGUGACGAUGCCAUCAUCACCAAAGCCAGCAUCAAGGACGUGCUGGACAGUGAAGGGUAUCUGCUGUUCUAUCAUAAACAGUUCCUGGAGUACGAGUAACCCCCCGCUCCAGAUCUGGACGGCUGAAACCUGAAGAUAAAGGACCAUUAGAGAGGGAAAAAACAAGACAAAAGCAAAGACGAGCGUCAGAGUCUCACAGACGACACCAAGCAGCAGCUCCGACCUGAACGCUGAGGGGUGGGCGGUGUGUGUGUGUGUGGGGGGGUCUGAAUUAUUCCAAGAAUAAAAGAAACCGAAACACAAAACCAAACCUAGAGAUAACUAGCUAAACCGGUCUGCACUAAACCACAAGCAUCGACUCGAGAGGACCGAGGGACUCGUCAGUCUUUUAUUUUUAUUUUAUUUUAUUUUAUUUUCCCCUCACGACCGAACAGAACGCCGAGACUCACCGAGACUCGCUCAGACUCCCUUCUCGUGUGUAGUCUGUUUGCUCCUGACCUCAGAAUGACCAAGCAUUUCAAGAAUCCUGUGCAUCUCUUCUGAAUGUUUUUCUUUUUGUGCAUCGCUCGUCUGAAUGCGUUUGAGAAGAUCACGGUUCGAGAUGACUUCUGCACGUGGCUUUUUUUUUUGUUCGGAUGGCCGAAGCGGCGGCCCGCGAGAAGACGGGAGUCGAGGAGAGCCGACAGACUGUAGUUCCUCCUCUCACGCCGUCCAUGUUUUCUCUUUUGGUUAAGGGCAGGGAAAUAUCAUGUGUACAUAAACAUCUAUUUUUCUAAAGUCAUUGAGCUCUUGUUUACGCCCCUUUACCCGCCGCACAUCCUCGUCUGUGUUAGAUCUGUGCUGAGUUUGAUUUUUGUUUGUGUUUGUGUCGGAUCUGAGAAGUGGUGAGGGCAUCUCGUCGUGUUUCCUGCGAUGCAUCAUGGGUGGAGAAUGUUCUCGUACUGUGCAUCCUGACAUGGCUCGAUUUUGCAGUGUUAACACAGCCUCAUGUUGCUUGAACUGUGUGUGUGUGUGUGUGUGUGUGUGUGUGUGUGUGUGUGUGUGUGUGUGUGUGUGUGUGAGAGAGAGAGAGACAGGUCUGAGGGCAUGCUUGAGUAUGCAGUGUGUCAGUGCCUGUGUGUGCUUGUGUGUGUGUGUGUGUACUGAAUCAGUACUAAACCUAGCAUGCUGUCUAAACUGGAUUCUACACGACUUUGAGGGAGGAGUGCGUUUUUUAUAAAUGUUAAUCAUGUAUGUAUGUAUAGUAUGUACGUAUGUAUCAUAUAUAUAUGUAUAUAAAACAAAUCAGUGAAAGAA